AUUCAAGACAGUAGCGAAGGCGUCGUCCAUCACAUGGAAGUGUUUCAUUGUCAGGCAGAUGCAAAUGAAGAAAUUCCUUUAUAUGAUGGAAAUUGCUUUGCGGAAGACAGACCGCCGAAAACACAAGUGUGCAAGAAGGUGCUUGCCGCAUGGGCUAUGGGGGCAACUCCAUUCACAUAUCCAAAAGAAGCAAGUCUGGCCUUGGGUGGAGAAAAUUUCAAUCCUUACAUCAUGCUAGAGGUACACUAUAACAAUCUAGACCUUAAAGCAGGUUUAGUAGACAGUUCAGGUAUACGAUUCCACAUUUCUUCAGUCUUGAAACCCAUGGAUGCUGGUGUAAUAGAACUCGGAUUAGAAUAUACGGACAAAAUGGCUAUCCCACCGGGACAAAGUCGUUUUUCAUUAUCAGGAUACUGCACAAGUGCUUGCACUGCAAUGAGUCUAUCUCCAGAAGGUAUUACCAUAUUUGGCUCCCAAUUACACACUCAUUUAACAGGAGUACGUGUUAUCACCAGACACUUUGAUGAGCAUGGAAGAGAACUACCGGAACUCAACAGAGACAACCAUUUCAGUACCCAUUUCCAAGAAAUACGAAUUCUUAAACGACCUGUCAAAAUUCUGCCGGGCCAUAGUUUAAUAACCAAAUGCGACUACAACACAGAAGAUAGAGAAAAUGUAACUCUUGGGGGGUUCAGCAUAAGUGACGAGAUGUGUGUUAACUACAUCCACUAUUUUCCUAGCAGCGAGCUUGAAGUGUGUAAGAGCUCAAUAAGUGAUCAAGCAUUGAAAACGCUUUUUAGGUAUAUGAACGAAUGGGAAGACCAAGACACUUCACCUGUCAAAGGCAUAUCAGAUAACUAUAAAUCAAUCAAAUGGAACCGAAUGAGAAUCCAGUUAUUGGACGAAGUGUAUAAUGAAUCUCCACUGAGCAUGCAAUGUAAUAUGUCGAGUGGUGACCGAUUUCCUGGAUACUGGGAAAAUGCCCCAGUUCCUCAAGUAUCUAUUCCACUAGGUCCGCCUGUGCGAAGAUGCGACAAUAUUAUAAAAUGAAUAAACUAAACAAUAAA
Diabrotica balteata is the source of this 1067-nucleotide messenger RNA. The record is from the annotation of a GenBank genome assembly. Lineage: Eukaryota; Metazoa; Arthropoda; Insecta; Coleoptera; Chrysomelidae.